UCCCUGGAAAACACGAAAACACAUAAUACCAGAACAAAUCAGACUUGCUGCGACAACAAUGGACACAGAGGGAAAGAAAAUAAGCAUAUACAAAGCAGCGAGAAGCAUAAAGAGAAGAGACAAUAAUUUGUAUAACGCUUUAAAAUCAAUAUACGAAGACUCCGUUUUUGUAGGCGAGAUUUCUCAGUUAUGGCCCGAUCUUCCUCUUCUUGCAAAUCUCCGAUGCGGAUUAUGGUACUCACCCGAAUUUUACGCUACUUGUUAUUUCAAAUCAACUGAUGGCCACACCAAUAAUUGGUCCUUUAAUACUUCUAGACUCAAUCUCCAUGUUGCUCAGCUUGCUGGACAGAAAGGAGGGUGUAUCAUUGUUGAUUCGACACGAAAAGGGAAGAGAUUUCCUGAUAGUAUGUCGAAAACAAUACCUAUUUGGACUUGUGUUUUGAAUCGGUCUAUUCUUAAUCAUGUGAAGAAAAAGCAAGAGGAGGCAGAUACCUUUAAUCAUGCUGAAAAUAAAAGUCUAGGUUCUCAUAAUUGGGAUUGUUCGUUGCAUCUUCCACUUUGGGUCCCUGAAACAGAGAAAGCAGCUAUUGAGGAAUGCUUAGAAGCAUGGACUAAAGAGUUGGAAGUUAGUGGAGCUGAUAUUGCUUCCAUCGCCUCGAGCUUGAAAAAACCUUUACGGCCUCUAUGGAUAUCACAAAAGACUGUUAUCUGGUUGAAUGAAGUACCUGAUCAUGAUUCUUGGGACUUCACGCCUAUUAUACUUGUUUCAGCCUCCUCCGCUAGCAGCAUUUAUCAACAUAGGACUACCUCUGAGUAUAGCUGGAAUUACAUAGCAGGAGCUGGAGAUGAUGAAGAAAGUUGGGCUAGGGGUCUUUCGCCCAGUCUUUUCUGGAGUCAUGCAUAUGAUAUAAUAGGUUCAGGACCUGAUCUGUGUAAUCAGAAGGUAGCUGAUAUUGUAGAAAAGGACAGAGUAUAUCAUGCUCAAAGAGGACAAAAUGCUCCUCAGGUAACUGUGAGGCCUGCAAAGACAUUAGGAAGUGCAGCUGAUCUUUCUCAAAAGGAACCCUCAUUAUCUUUGGAUCUGUGCAAUGGAACUCCUAAGUCUAGUGAGGACGAUCAUACAGUGUUUUGGCUAGGCUCAACUAAUCUUGCUGUGGGCACUGCACAACUUGCUGCUCAUGUGUCUGAUGUUGAUUGCAUCUUGAACUGUGAUCAGGAAUCCAUCUUGAUUCAUUUACAAGAUAAUGAAUCAUAUUUGCAUCUUCCUAUGGUGAGUUCAAAGCUCGAUCGCUUUUCCAUAUUAAGCAAGCUCCUUGAUGCUGUGAACUUUGCGAAGGUGCAUCUUAGCAAAGGGAAUAAACUUCUUGUUUGUUGCCACAAUGGGGAAGAUAUCAGCGUGUGUGUUUGUCUAGCAAUUUUGACAUCUUUAUUCGGUGAUUCAGGAGCCUAUGAUGAUGGAAAUUGCUUCAGCAGUACAAAUAUCACGAAGUGGGAGAUGCGGAGGAGACUUGUUUUUAUCUGUAAAUUUGCAGUAAAUGCUCGACCAUCCAGAGGAAAUUUGAAACAGGUGUUUGCAUUUCUUACUGGACAAAGAUCAUCCUCUUUACUUUCGCAUUCCAGAGAUGCUAAGCAUGAAGAAUGUUGCUAAAUGGGAACAAAGUAGGCGUUUUGGUGUAUUUAUCUGUAUAAUUUCAGAAGAAAUAGAGUUACGUGCUAAAGGAAGAACAGCCCCUUCAAUUUACAUUGUUCGGAUGCUAAGUGGGAAGAGUUGUGCUGAGUGGGAGUUCUUUUGUCUGUAAUUACAUGAAAGCUGAGUUAUUCAGGGGAAAGGAAAUUCGAGGAAGAUUUGUCUCUUCAAUUCCACAGGAGGGAAGUGACUGUUGCUUGGGACAUCUGUGGAAAAUUCGGGGAAAUGUUGCUCUAAUUUGUAACUCUUGAUACUAUUUUCUGCUAACCUUAUUGAGCAUUCUGCUAGUUGUAACACAUUAUUCUAAUUCUACUCUGUAGUUGUUCAUUAUACUGGCAAGCACCAAAAGUUUGGAGGCCAUUGAAGUAAAAGGAGAUGGGAGUGAAAGGGUGUUAUUGAAGCUAUGUCGGGACUCAAUCAUGCACCUUUAGAUUUCCAAACUGUUAUGGAAGAUUGCAGGAUAUUGGUACAAAAUUUGUUCAUUAUCGCGAACAAGGAGAUGGAUUGAUUUAAAUGGAAAAAGGGGAAGGUGACAUUUCAGUCUAUAUUUGCUUGAUCGAUAUAUGUAAUAGGAAAAGAGCCAAAUCUAUCUAAUUGAAUGGUUAGUGGGUUUUUCUUUGCAUGAACA
Messenger RNA from Ricinus communis (castor bean), 2315 nucleotides. RefSeq lists its product as uncharacterized. Gene Ontology annotation, cellular component: cytoplasm. The record is from RefSeq and is a predicted model, not a curated record. Gene Ontology annotation, biological process: charged-tRNA amino acid modification. The coding region runs from base 59 to 1648 and encodes 529 amino acids. Gene Ontology annotation, molecular function: tRNA adenosine(64)-2'-O-ribosylphosphate transferase activity. NCBI's taxonomy places the organism in Eukaryota, Viridiplantae, Streptophyta, Magnoliopsida, Malpighiales, Euphorbiaceae. The transcript is spliced from 7 exons.